AUGACCUCUUCCUCGGUCCCAGCUACAACCCCACUCCUCCCCUCUCCUUGUCCUCUAUGGAACGAACACUCCAAACCAGAAGUUGUAGUCACUCCAAGGGCUCGUCUCCUCCCCUCACUACUUCUCCUCUCCCCACUCCUACCACUGGCAUUGGCUCUUCUGCUUCAAGCUCCCCUCUGCAAUCGCGAGUUUAACAACUCCCUCUCAGGACGACGCAAUUGCCUCUAUGGCUGUCGACGAGGAGGGUUUUGUAGAAGUAAAAACAAAUAGAAAGGCAACUAAUAAAAAACAACGACCUCAAAUCAGUGUUUUGUUUUAACACACAGUCCACUAUUCAUUCCUAUCUGUGCUUAUACUAUUUGUGUUUAUAUUUCGAUGAAUAUGUGUGUGUAUACAUCUGUAUGGUUUGUAUAUGAGUGUGUAUUUAUGUGUAUGUGGGUGUUAUGUUAUACAUUCAUGUGUU
This is a messenger RNA of Nezara viridula (southern green stink bug), 463 nucleotides long. The record is from the annotation of a GenBank genome assembly. NCBI's taxonomy places the organism in Eukaryota, Metazoa, Arthropoda, Insecta, Hemiptera, Pentatomidae.